AUGGAAAACAACAACACCAAAGACGUCUCAGAGGCAUUGCCUCCGUCAGAAUUGUCCUCUGAGAAUGAAAGCCCAAUCGCGGCCCCUAUAAACAAAGAAUUCACGACUCGAUCAUGCCUAACCUUACUCGGUUGUGCUGGGGCGGCAUUCUGUUCUGUCGGUUUCGUCAAUGCAUUUGGGGUUUUCCAAACAUACUAUUCUGAGACUUUACUAUCAAACAUGUCAAACUCAGACAUUGGAUGGAUCGGAGCAAUCAAUAACUUUCUACUGUUUGCGGGUUCUCUCGUGACAGGACGGAUUCUUGAUAUGUUCGGUGCUGUGGUAAUGCUGUGGCUCGGCUCUACCACAACCGUAUUUUCAAUUAUGAUGAUAUCUCUCUGCAAGGAAUACUGGCAAUUUAUUCUUGCCCAAGGGGUGCUCCUCGGUAUUGGAAAUACCCUUCUGGUAUGUCCAGCUGUCGCUCUCGUUGGCCUGUCUUUCAAGAAGCAAGUUGCACUAGCCCUUGGAGUAACGAUUGCCGGCUCAUCUUUGGGUGGAGUUAUCUGGCCUGUUGUUGUACAUGCUCUGUUAGAGAAGCCCAACAUUGGAUUUGGAUGGACCUUGCGGAUCACCGGCUUCAUCAUGAUUCCGAUUCUUGUCUUUUCGUCUAUGUUUGCCCGACCACCAAUCACACCAAAGAAGGAUCUACAAGAUAGUAAGAACAACGGCACGAAACCAUCAAGGCCAGCAUGGGACUGGUCCAUAGUUGCCAGGAAGCAGACACUCUUCACUGCGUUUGGAUUCUUCUUAAUUUAUUUCGGCAUGUUUAUGCCGUUCUUCUACACCACGGAAUACGCCCUGGCACAAGGAUUUUCAUCAAACUUAUCUUUCUAUACCAUUUCCAUCAUCAACGGCGCAUCUCUUUUUGGUCGUAUUAUCCCGGGAAUGGUUGCCGAUAAAUAUGGAAGAUUCAACUUGUGUAUUGCAAUGACGGCUUUUUCCGGAAUUAUUGCGUUGUGUUGGACGACUGUCACUUCGGUUGGCGGUAUUGUCAUGUUUUCGCUUGCGUAUGGGUUUACAUCUGGUGGAAUUCUAUCUUUACAACAAGCAUGUGCCGCGCAAAUCGCAAGCCCAACUACAAUCGGCACGGUUGUUGGCUUUGUGAUGGCAUCGACUUCUUUCUCUGCAUUAGCAAGUACCCCUAUCGGUGGAGCGCUGAUUGAAAAGUAUGGAUAUCUUUCGUUGUCCAUAUACUCUGGUGUUAGCCUACUGCUUGGUGCAGCAGUACUUCUGGCAGCCAAAUUGACUCAGAAACGUCAAUUGUUUGCUGUUAUUUAG
Molecule: messenger RNA, 1317 nt
Organism: Talaromyces amestolkiae
Lineage: Eukaryota; Fungi; Ascomycota; Eurotiomycetes; Eurotiales; Trichocomaceae
Exons: 5
Coding region: 1-1317 (438 amino acids)
Biological process (GO): transmembrane transport
Cellular component (GO): fungal-type vacuole membrane
Molecular function (GO): transmembrane transporter activity
Source: RefSeq, a predicted model, not a curated record